AGCAGCGGGUAUAAAAUUGGAUGAGCUAUGAUUAGUUCAUUAUUCUCCCGUGGCCAAGUGCUCCUGACGAAAAGUUUCCAUCCAAGCAGUAUCAAUUCAACACGUACAAUGGUUAUUGCAAAGAAAUAUGUGAUUGGAAAAUACUUCCAAGGAGAGCCAAAGCGUUCGGAUUUACCGCUCGUCGAGGAAGAGUUACCGCCUUUGAAAGAUGGAGAAUAUCUUAUCCAGGCAGAGUACUUGUCGGUCGACCCGUACAUGAGGCCUUAUGUCUACCGAGUACCAUUGGGACGUACAAUGAUCGGUUCUCAAAUUGCAAAAAUCAUAGACUCAAAAAAUGCAAAGUUCCCAGUCGGUCAGCGUGUCUUUGCUAAUAUUGGCUGGCGAACGCAUACCAUAAUUCGUGAAGAUGAUGGCGGAGUCUUUGAUCAGCCUCCCUACCUCCUGCCUGAUUUUGAAGGUCUACCUCCAUCCCUUGGUUUAGGAGUGUUGGGCAUGCCAGGGAAUACCAGUUACUUCGGAUUCUUGGAAAUAUGUCAGCCAAAAGCUGGAGAAACAUUGGUUGUAAGUGGUGCAGCAGGAGCAGUCGGAUCUCACGUUGGACAAAUUGGAAAGAUUCUUGGUUUAAAUGUCAUUGGAAUUGCUGGUUCCGAUGCAAAGUGCAAAUGGCUUAAGGAAGAACUUGGCUUUGAUCAUGCUAUCAACUACAAAACUCAAAAUGUUGCCACAGCUCUGCGUGAAGCUGCUCCGAACAAAGUUGAUUGUUACUUUGAUAACGUUGGAGGAGAUAUUUCUGGAAUUGUACUUAACCAGAUGAAUCUAUUUGGUCGCAUCUCAGUAUGUGGAAGUAUUUCUUCGUACAACGCCGACAUCAAUGCGAUGCCCAAGACGGCUAUUAUUCAGCCUGCAUUGGUGUUUUCCCAGUUGAAAAUGGAAGGAUUUAUAGUGAUGCGUUGGCAGAAUCGCUGGAUGGAAGGAAUCGAGCAGAACCUUAAAUGGAUAAAGGAGGGAAAAUUGAAGUACCGCGAGACAUUUACAGAUGGAUUUGAAAAUAUGUUCGAUGCAUUUGUUGGCCUGCUGCAAGGGGAAAACACUGGAAAAGCAGUUGUCAAAGUUUAAUUUUCAAGUACAUGAUAUUGCAGCGUUUCUACCUAUUUUCUACACACAAAACCACAUCCUGUGCUGAAUAUAAUUGACGAACUGUACAUAUCACCGUAAAAAACUACU
Messenger RNA from Diprion similis, 1224 nucleotides. RefSeq names its product prostaglandin reductase 1-like. The coding region runs from base 28 to 1116 and encodes 362 amino acids. The record is from RefSeq and is a predicted model, not a curated record. Gene Ontology annotation, biological process: prostaglandin metabolic process. The transcript has 6 exons. Gene Ontology annotation, cellular component: cytoplasm. Gene Ontology annotation, molecular function: 2-alkenal reductase [NAD(P)H] activity; 15-oxoprostaglandin 13-reductase [NAD(P)+] activity. Lineage: Eukaryota; Metazoa; Arthropoda; Insecta; Hymenoptera; Diprionidae.